UCGACCACUUUUGGUGGUGUUUGCUGUCCACGUCCGCAGUACGUGUGCAAACUUCCGCGUGAGCAGGGUAACUGCGGAACGUACUCGAACCGAUGGUGGUUCAACGCCAAGACCGGUAACUGUGAAGAGUUCAUCUAUUCGGGAUGUCAAGGAAAUGCGAACAACUUUGAGACUUACAAAGAGUGUCAGGACUACUGUCGCGAUGCCAGAAGUGAACCCCAAUGUAUACAAGGCACAGCACUUACCGAUUCAAACGGUAACUUCAUUAUUUGCGGUGGUACCACGGCUGCAUCGACCACUUGCCCAGCCAAUCACUACUGUUACUAUGACGGGACUACCUACGGAUGCUCAUACACCUGCUCGUUGUCCUACAAAUCUGGAGCGUCAUGUGGUCCAGCAGUUACUCGAUGGUACUACGAUUCGACGACACGAACCUGCCAGACGUACUCGUUCAAUGGAUGUGAUGGCAAUUCAAAUAACUUCGCCACACAGCAGGAUUGCAAGGAUUACUGUAGAGUGGAAUCCUGCCCAGAUGGAGGAGAGGUGUGGAAGGAGCAGAAUGGAGCAGCACGUGCAUGUACUACCAACAGACAGUGUCCGUCUACCCAUUACUGCACGCCGGUGACGACGUGGACAGGUAGGUCACGAAAACAAUGGAAAGGGAUUGGGCACAAGCCACCGUUCUGCUUCCACGGCAUUUCUCAGGGUUGA
Messenger RNA from Cooperia oncophora, 711 nucleotides. NCBI's taxonomy places the organism in Eukaryota, Metazoa, Nematoda, Chromadorea, Rhabditida, Trichostrongylidae. The record is from the annotation of a GenBank genome assembly.